AGUUUCUCUUACUUUGAGAGCGGACUUCCUUUAGGCAGUAAAAAAGCACCCUAGCAUGUGAGCUGUCUGAGCUGACCAUAUUAAGCGUAUCCACUCUUAUUGAAAUCAGACAGAGGCGUGUGGAAAAAAAGCACACUGAAGGUUUUCAUUCAAAGGGAUUACCUGUACAUAUAUUUAUUAAAAUAUUAUAGCCAAUUGUUACACCUGUGCUGCAAAUAUGGUUACUGCUUUGUUUUGUUUUCUUUUGGCAAAAAGCAAUGACUGUAGAAAAGAUGGAUGACCUGGCUGCACUUCCUCUCAUUGUACAAAAAUGAAGUCAAAAUUUCACACUUGUGGGAACUGCCAUGUUGCACUUUUGGAGCCAGAGCUUGCGCAAUAGUGACUUGAGGUGAGGGUCUGUGUCAAGCUCCCGCCAACACACCCACUGGAUGUGACAACGAACAUGCCCCAUUACACUUUUUACGUAGCCAGGCUACUUCAGUGUACCUGCUGAUGGGUUUACCGCGACUGACGACUUGUUAAAUUAAGAUACAUCCACCUUGGGGGGAAACUAGUGAGGGAGACCACGAGGACUAAGCUGGGUUUCCUGGGUCCAGAGGUUUGGAGAAACUUCUUCCCUUUCUUUCAUCACAGCUGUCCUGUGCCAGAUGUUCUGUUGACUCACUAAGAGAGGCAUCAUUUAAGAAACACCAGGAAAACUGAAGCUCAUCGCAUUCAUCUUCUCUCUGGUUACUCUGGUAUCUGUUUCUGGUUCAGAAACUUGUCCAGUGGGAUUCAAAGAAAGCCAUAAAAUAUUCCACUUUAUUCUGAAGUCUAAGGUUAAAACCAUGGAACAAUAUUUAGCAUACGUUUUGGACACUGACAUCAUAGUUAAUCCUACUGUGUCCAAACCCAGGGAGCUGUUCUCUUUCUUGGCACUGAUUAAUGCUUACGUUCCUGAGUUCUACCUCCCGAUGCAACAGUGCCAACAAUUUCUUGGACCACCUGAUCCAAUCCAUGGAGGACCCCCAUUUGAAAAACGAAUGAAGCCUUUUACCUCCUUCAUUAAAAUAUCCAGAGAAGGUGUUUCAAUGGACCAGGAGAUAGCAUGGGAAGCUGUGGAGAAACUCAAUGACUUUGGGUUUAACCAAAGUAAAACUGUGAAGAAAUUAAUGGUUUUACUUUGUGGUGGUCAAACUGAACCAUGGGUAAUACAAUUAAUCAAAAAAAUGUUAAUAAAGAGAGAAAUGGGAAAAACUCGCAAGGAUAAAUUUUCAAGGUUAAUUACAGACAUCUUGAGAAAAGAAAGGUUUGACCAUGCUGUCUCUGUAUUGAAAUUUGCAUCACACAAAUUCCACAUGGACCCUGUUUAUCCCCAAACCAUUUCCCGUCUAUAUCACACAAAUACAAAUAACUCAGAACCAGCUGAAAAAUGGGCCAAGAUAGCAGUUGCAAGAGCUCCAAACAACUCUUACAUGGCUGACACUCUUGGACAAGUUCAUAAGAAACGCUUGAUUCGUGCCAGGGAGGAUAUUUUAAGAAGGGCACAAGAGGCCUUCCAAGCAUUUAAAGAUGUAGAGAGGAAUGCUGAGAAUGAAAUACAUGAUGAAAUCAUGCCUGAUACCUUCAACAACAGAGGUCUCUUUGGUUGCAUUCAAGUGGCAAAAUUAGCUUUUGAGAAACUCAAUGACUGUUCUGCAGAUAUUUAUCCAGAUAUAAAAACAGAAGUUGAAGACAAGUUUAACUUUUUUGAAUGGUAUCUAACCUACUCCAAACCUGGCAUUAGUAGCUUGGAGCCACAUUUCUUCUGGAGGGAUGUUGCACUCUGUUAUAAGCACUACACAAACAGAAGAGCAGCAGACUCCACCAGCUUUCCAGGCCUCCUUGAUCUGCUGAACCACGGUCUUUUCAUGUCAAAGGGAAGACGUGCUAGAUUUGAGGAACCUGAAAAAACUGUGUCUGAAUUAGAGACAAUACAAGAAUGGCUGAAGGCUGCAUAUGAGGAAAAUGUUGAAGAUAUCAAACUAGCAGAGAGGUACAUCCUCUCCAACAUCCUCUUAAGCAACAAGAAGCCAGAUUCUCCUAAACUCAGCCCAGUGAAGGAACUGAAAGAGAUAAUUCACAGAUUCUUGGGCAGCGAAGAAGGACAUAGGAGACCUGAGUUUUAUCUUUUGGUGCUAAUGCUGUUUUGGCCUGAAAAUCAGCUUCAGCUGCUGAAAGAAGAGGACGAUGAAGAAGUCGGACAAAAGAUCACAGAGGACAGUAAGUCAGCAGACUCAACCUGGGAGGACAUGAACACUGAUGAGGAAAAAGACAGAGAACCGGAGAAACAUUCACAGCUUCCUGCUGACCUCAUAUUUGACCUCAACCUGCAAAGUAAUGUUAGAUUCAUGGAGACAGCAUUUGAGAGAGCAGGCUAUGACAUCUACCUUCGAGGUCGUUACCUGUUGCCACUGUUUUUUCUGGGAAAAGGCUCCGGACUGAGCAAAUGGAUCCACAAAUCCAAGCUGGAUGCAAUAGUGGAGGAGAAGGUGGACAAUGAGCUAAAUGAUCAACAAAAUGAAAACAUUGAUUGGAAGGAGAAGAUGAGGCGGAUCAAUGAUAUGUGGCGCAGAGGGGAAGUGUGGCACAUUUCAGAAAUCAGAGAUAUCCUUCUUCCGGUCAAAAUAGAGCAGAGUUCUUCUGCAGAGUUACAGGAGCAUGAAGAACAGGAAGUGUGUGUUUGUGUAGGAGACCAGAAAAUAAAGGAUAGAACUGAAGCUCAACCACCUGAACCCACGCUGCAAACGACACUUUUCUAUCUGGGCUUCACCAUUCAGGGUCCUGUUGUCUUUUAAGUGGGAGUCCUGAACUCUGACAGUGACCGUCAGUGAACUCUACAUUAUGGACAUUUACUUUACUGAGUUUACUGUGAAAAACAAUAAAAGUAAAGCCAGAUUUAUGCGUGCAAAAACUCAGAUGCCUGCAUGUGUAGAUAAAGAAGAAAUUGCAGUUAAUAUAAAAAUAACAGUAGUAAUGCGCUUUUAUUCCAUUAGUCUGAAUCAGUUAUUGUAGUGUUUAGUCUUUGAUUAAUUUUUUGCUUCCUGUUUUGAUUUUCAGUUUUGAUUUUUAAUAGAGUGUAAUUACAGGUUUACAGAGUGGGUUUAAUACUAAUCAUUACUCUGUUUUAUGCUUUUAUUUCUUUUUGGCAUCCAAAAUUAGUUAGUGUAGUUUUUAUUUUACAGUUAGCUUUUUUAACAUCUAGUUUAGGUUUUUAUUUAACUAGUUAUAUUAGUUUUGGUCUGAAUCUGGAUUGUCCUGCAUUUAAUUAGUUUCUGGUUGUAUUUCUGCAACAUACCUGUCACUGUAAAGAUUCCUUUUGAAGAAAUAUGUCUUGAAAAUGUAAUAAAAAUAUAUACAU
Molecule: messenger RNA, 3379 nt
Organism: Oreochromis aureus
Lineage: Eukaryota; Metazoa; Chordata; Actinopteri; Cichliformes; Cichlidae
Product: sterile alpha motif domain-containing protein 9-like
Exons: 3
Coding region: 828-2816 (662 amino acids)
Cellular component (GO): cytoplasm
Source: RefSeq, a predicted model, not a curated record